CUGCGUCAACCCCAGGGAGCCAGUACCAACCCUCCUUUGCAUCCGGUGAAGAGUCUGGACAACCAGAACAACGGCCGCCCGGACCCGAAGGAGUCGGAAGAGCUGACCGUCAACCUGGAGUGCAAAGUCUGCUUCACGCAAUUGGUCGACACCGUCUUGAUGCCAUGUGGCCACGCGGUGCUCUGCCGGUGGUGUGCAGACACCCAUAUGCCGAGCUGUCGGAAUGACCCGACUCGUCUGGAGGGGAAUCCGAGCUGUCCGAUUUGCCGUGGGCCGGUGAGACACAAGGUC
Aspergillus uvarum CBS 121591 is the source of this 291-nucleotide messenger RNA. RefSeq names its product C3HC4 finger protein. The annotation marks the transcript as partial. The transcript has a single exon. The record is from RefSeq and is a predicted model, not a curated record. Lineage: Eukaryota; Fungi; Ascomycota; Eurotiomycetes; Eurotiales; Aspergillaceae.